Messenger RNA from Mercurialis annua (annual mercury), 940 nucleotides. RefSeq names its product non-specific lipid transfer protein GPI-anchored 25. The record is from RefSeq and is a predicted model, not a curated record. The coding region runs from base 200 to 940 and encodes 246 amino acids. Lineage: Eukaryota; Viridiplantae; Streptophyta; Magnoliopsida; Malpighiales; Euphorbiaceae. The transcript is spliced from 3 exons.
UUUUUCUGUAUCAGUCAGACUAACAAACUUUAGAGCAGUUGAUACGCUGUCGUUUAAUAUUAGGAAGGGUAUUUUAGUCAAUGUUACUUACAAACCAAAAGGAUUUUCCCGCCAUAAUCAAGAAAUGAGGCCAUACAUGUAACUAACUUGUAACAGCCAAUCAAUAAAAAAUUCCUCUGUUUCUUCUCUCAAAAGAAACAUGUCCGCCAUUUCUGGCAUCUCAAUUAUAACUACCGCCGUCACUCUCCUCCUCCUGACCGCCGGAGCUUCAGCUCAGCAGCCAUCGUCUCCGUCUCCGUCACCACCGCCACUUGUAGGCUGCACCGACGAGUUAGUUGCAAUCUCACCAUGCCUCGGCUACAUCUCAACGGAGCCAAAUAACCUGACGCAAACUCCAAAUUCUCAGUGCUGCGAUGCUUUACAGAAAGCUUUCAAUUCCAGCGCAGGUAACUGCUUCUGUUACCUACAAAAGAAGCCUCUGAUCUUCGGAUUCCCGCUAAACCAAUCAAGACUUGUUUCUUUGCCUUCUAUUUGUUUGGCGGCGGCGGCGACGGAAAGUAAAUCUGAUUUGGAUUCGAUUUGUUCAGAGUCACCAGCAUUGCCUCCUCUCAAUAGCAUAACAGGACCUGAAGUGGUUCAAAAACCAAAUCCUUCUGGUGUUGAUAACGUUGGGUCUCCUACAACAAGCUUGCCAAGAGGAGUAGCUGACGGUUCAUCCUCACCGGUAAAUUCUUCAGAACCAGAACCUGUUACUGGCGGAAAUUCUUCUCCGAUAGCAGAAAAGGGUCGCCCCCCACCAUCAUUGCUGCCACCAAAACCAACGAGCAAAUCAUCUGCAGGACAGGGUAUUGGCGGUAUUAGCGGUAGCAGCAGGUACUGUUGGUUCCUUCUCGAAGCGCUAAUAAAAUCUGCAAUUGUUGCUGUUUUCACUCAUAUGUAA